CUCUUGCCUUCUACCACCUGUUUAAUGACGCUACUCGAAACACACGGUGAAGACGCCCUUAGCAACAAACCAGACAAAUCACAUCAACAAAAAAAAUUGGAGCUCCUGCUGCUGACAAGACUGGUUUAAAAAAAACAUAAGUGGUUUUAACGGUGUUAACGCACUGAGGACAUUGUAAUAUUACCCGAAUCAGACGCCAGUGUCUCUGAAUUCAACGAGAACUGGGGCUUUUUUGUGUGUGCCCAGAGUUGAGGUAACGUUAGCUAGCUAACCGACGAUUACCUCUCAAAGCGAAAACAGCUUCACAAGCAUUCCGGAAGGAGGACGGAUCAUGGGGCCGAUCGAAGCAGAAGCUAACUAGUUACAUUGCUAACUAAUCAGUGACCGCAUAGUACACUCGAUAUUUUGUGUUUCUUAUGGGGAAUGGUUCUCUGGGGUUGGAUAUAUAGUAAUCAACCGAGAGAGAGAAAGGCGAGGAGGGGUCAGACAGCUAAAGCUGUCAUUUUGAGAUUCGAAACUAUUUCGGACAGCGGGAGUCAUUUAGCUUUUGCUUAACUCGCGGACGUGUGUUUUUUUGUGUGGCUGUGCUAACAACGUUAGCUGACGGAAACGAGAAACGACGACUCCCAUCGCUGGAACUUUUUCAGACUGCAGGGCUAACGAGUUGACAAAGCCAUGGGGUUUAGGACGAGAGUAAGGUCACAUUGUGUAGGUAGAGAGUCCUAGCUAUAAUAUUAAGUUGAGCAAGUGUGGAAAGCUAUAUUAAACUAAUUUAUGUAGCUAUAUUUCAUCCGAUGAAGUUGGCUAGUAGGGGUUAUUUUGGAUCCCUUGAGCUAGCUUAAACGAGCACGAAUUGCAAGUGAUACAAGCUGCCCUCGAAGUCUUUUUUAUUAUAGCUAGCCGAAGUCUUGGCUAGUUUUUUAAAAGUUUAGAUACGGUUGUUUUUACUAAAGAUUUUUUAAACUCCACCUCGGAUGCUGGCUUCAAAGUUAAACUGCAAUCAUGAUGGUAUUACAGAGAAAAGCAGAAGGCCCCAUAACAGCAGCGCGUCAUGGUGACGGCCUCUAUAACUCCUACAUGAGAACUGACCACCUACCGAAGGAAGAAGCAGACACACACAGUCCCGCUGGCCUGCCCCCGAUACCCAAACACACUGUGAAUAAGCCAGGUGUGAUGCGGGACCAGAUCGGUGUUAGUGGGGGUCAGCUGAAGGUCAAGUACCCGUACGAAGACUCCACCUACAACCGCAAGGUCAAUGCUAUUACAACGACGACACACAACGGCACCACCGGUAAACCCUCCCCGGUGACUGGGCUGUCUAAAGAGCGCACCGGCGGACAGACCACCGGUAAACCCUCCCCGGUGACUGGGCUGUCUAAAGAGCGCACCGCCGGACAGACCACCGUUAAACCCGCCCCGGUGUCUGGACUGUCUAAAGAACGCAGCUCAGACAGUACGGGCUCCAGUAAAGGGUCGUCAGAGAGUACCGGACCCUGGGGAGGCAAACUGGUGGGACCCCUGACUCCUGAACAGGCCCUCAGACAGUACCGCUCUCAACUUACUAUCCUGGAACAGACUGAGAUACACUCCUACCCAGAGGUGUAUUUCCUGGGUCCCAACGCUAAGAAGCGUCCUGCAGUCGCUGGGGGCAACAACAAUGGGGGUUUUGAUGACGAGCAGGGCGGGUACAUCCAUGUACCCCACGAUCACCUGGCCUUCAGAUACGAGUUCCUCAAAGUCAUCGGCAAGGGCAGCUUCGGACAGGUGGCGAAGGUGUACGACCACAAGCUGCAGCAGCACCUGGCUCUGAAGAUGGUCCGCAACGAGAAGCGUUUCCACCGCCAAGCCCAGGAAGAAAUACGUAUCCUCGAGCACCUCCGUAAGCAGGACCGCUCCGGAACCAUGAACGCCGUCCACAUGCUAGAACACUUCACCUUCAGAAACCACAUCUGCAUGACCUUUGAACUGCUCAGCAUGAACCUGUAUGAGCUGAUCAAAAGGAAUAAGUUCCAGGGCUUCAGUCUGCCGCUGGUCAGGAAGUUUGCCCACAGCAUCCUGCAGUGUCUGGAGGCUUUGAACCGACACCGGAUCAUCCACUGUGACCUGAAGCCGGAGAAUAUACUGCUGAAACAGCAGGGACGGAGUGGAAUCAAGGUGAUCGACUUUGGUUCGUCAUGUUUCCAUCACCAGCGUGUCUACACGUACAUCCAGUCCCGCUUCUACCGUGCCCCUGAGGUCAUCCUGGGGUCACGCUACGGUCUCCCCAUUGACAUGUGGUCAUUUGGCUGUAUCCUGGCUGAGCUGCUGACAGGGUAUCCCAUGUUCCCAGGCGAGGACGAGGGGGACCAGCUGGCCUGUGUCAUGGAGCUACUGGGCAUGCCCCCUACCAAGCUGCUGGAGCAAGCCAAGAGGGCUAAGAACUUCAUCUCCUCCAAGGGCCACCCGCGCUACUGCGGGGCUAACACCUUGCCCAGUGGGGCCACGGUGUUCACGGGCUCCCGCUCGCGCAGGGGGAAGCUCCGGGGUCCCCCUGCCAGUAAAGAGUGGAGCGCGGCCCUGAAGGGAUGUGAAGAUCUCACCUUUGCAGACUUUAUUAAGAGGUGUCUAGACUGGGACCCUUCCAGCAGACUGACCCCUAGUCAGGCCCUCAGACACCCCUGGCUCUACCGACGCCUGCCGAAGCCCCUGGCCCCCGCCGCUGGGGAGAAGAAGGGAGCGGCAGAACACCACUCUACCUCCUUCCCAUCCAUUCUGCCGGCUAAAGGAGGGAGCGGCACAGCGGCAAAUCACAAACUGAGAGCCAACAUGAUGGGAGACUCCGCGGGGUCCAUACCCCUCCGCACCGUGCUGCCCAAACUGGUCUCAUAGACAGAUGGAGAGAGGGACAGAACCAGGAGGUUUUAAAUGAGUUGGGUUGUUCUUUUCUCUUUUGGUUUUCUGUGUUUUUAAUUAUUUUGGAACGUGUGGACACUCCAGGUGUUGCUUUAGAAUUGUAUCUGAUGAACGGCCGUUGGACAGACUAUAUAAAGGUGUUUACAGCAGGGUAACUGACUCCGUGAUUACUACAUAGACACCUUAGAGCAGCUCUGGCCCUGCUGCUCUACCUCGUCAUUCAUUACAGGUCUAGACCAGUCCCUGAUUAGAGGGGAAUCACCCACCUGGUGUCCCAGGUCUAAACCAGUCCCUGAUUAGAGGGGAAUCACCCACCUGGUGUCCCAGGUCUAGACCAGUCCCUGAUUAGAGGGGAAUCACCCACCUGGUGUCCCAGGUCUAAACCAGUCCCUGAUUAGAGGGGAAUCACCCACCUGGUGUCCCAGGUCUAGACCAGUCCCUGAUUAGAGGGGAAUCACCCACCUGGUGUCCCAGGUCUAAACCCUGAUUAGAGGGGAAUCACCCACCUGGUGUCCCAGGUCUAGACCCUGAUUAGAGGGGAAUCACCCACCUGGUGUCCCAGGUCUAAACCAGUCCCUGAUUAGAGGGGAAUCACCCACCUGGUGUCCCAGGUCUAGACCCUGAUUAGAGGAGAAUCACCCACCUGGUGUCCCAGGUCUAGACCCUGAUUAGAGGGGAAUCACCCACCUGGUGUCCCAGGUCUAAACCAGUCCCUGAUUAGAGGGGAAUCACCCACCUGGUGUCCCAGGUCUAGACCCUGAUGAGAGGAGAAUCACCCACCUGGUGUCCCAGGUCUAGACCCUGAUUAGAGGGGAAUCACCCACCUGGUGUCCCGGUCUAAACCAGUCCCUGAUUAGAGGGGAAUCACCCACCUGGUGUCCCAGGUCUAGACCCUGAUUAGAGGAGAAUCACCCACCUGGUGUCCCAGGUCUAGACCCUGAUUAGAGGGGAAUCACCCACCUGGUGUCCCAGGUCUAGACCCUGAUGAGAGGAGAACAGUGUCGCUGGCUUGGAGCUCCAGGGUCCUAGAGGUCAUAGCUGUUCUACAUGUUAUUCUAUGGGUUUAGUCAGCCAUUCAUCUCCAGUGUGUUUUGCUGUACAGCAGGCUUCUCAAACUCGGUCCCGGUGCCCCUCUUGGGUACACAGUGGUUGUUGUCCUAGCACGACACAGCUGACUCAAAUAAUCAACGCUUGAUGAUGAGUUGGUUAUUUGAAUCGGCUAUGUUGUGCUAGGACAACAACUAAAACAUGUGUACACACACACAUAUGUCUGCCCUAGUUUGUGCGGUGUAGUGUCUAUAUAUAUAUAUAUAUAUAAGGGCUAAAGGAGAUCUGCUGGAUCAUGUAGCAACAACCAGCUUAUAAAAAAUCAUUGAAUCAUGUUGAUGAGACGGGAACCUCUGCUCCUACAUGUUGAUGAGACGGGAACCUCUCUGCUCCUACAUGUUGAUGAGACGGGAACCUCUCUGCUCCUACAUGUUGAUGAGACGGGAACCUCUCUGCUCCUACAUGUUGAUGAGACGGGAACCUCUCUGCUCCUACACUCCUGCACAGAAAAAUAUAUUUCAUCACAGACCACCUCGUUAGAUCAUUGAGCUGAGCCAGAGACUGGGCUAUCGCUCUGCUAAAUCACAAUGUUUAUUAAAUCAUUGUGUCCAGCGUUGUUUAUCUCUCGUUAUCGCUCCCUGUUGGUAUGUGGUGGGGGGAGGAGAGGAAGAGUGCGGCUCUUUAGCACUAAUGUGGGUAUCUCUGUCGUUUACAGUAGCCUGGGGAGGGAUGUUACAUGUAGGAAGCAGCCUGGGGAGGGAGGGAUGGAUGUUACACUGAAAGGCAAGAAGUAGCACAUGCCACACCUCCCUGUCACUCAGUGGUCGCUAUGGAGCCUGCCUGUGGUUGCCAUGGUGUUGUCGGGGAGGUGCAGUAGGAGAGGUUAAAGGAGACAGAAGAGUGACAUCAUACUCUCUGUCAGCUGCAGGGCUUUAUCAUUGACGUGAAGCGUUCAGAACGUUGCAGAUAGAAAUAGAUUAACUACAGCUGGAACGACUCCCUGUUCUACAUAACAGACCUGACCAUGUUUGUUCUACACAAUACAUUUCUACAUCCUGAGAUGGUGGAGGCUGACUAAAAGACGUUCUCGCUCUCAAGGGGCUUUAUUGGCAUGGGAAACAUGUUUACAAGUGAGAAAUAUUAAACAAAAGUGAGAAGGCAAAACAUCAACAACAAAACGAUUAGAAUUUAACAGUAAACAUUGCACUCAAAAAGGUUUUUACAAACAUAUCAACAUUUCAAAUAGUCUGUUUGAUUUUUCUUUUCAAAUUCUUUGUGUUUCUGUGUGAAAUAUGUAUCUGUAAUGUGGUUAUACGUUUAGCAUGAGGUCAGGAAGCGCAGCCCAGUCUCUCACUCUCAGGGCUCUGGCAGACAAAGAUCACGGACACUACUGAUACUCUUAGACACACACAUUGUGUUAAUGGUGCUGUCACUACACACACACACACACACACACACAGAUGACAUGUAUGCAUCAGGUGCAUGUUGAAUGGACCAGGUCACAGAGGUUAUAGUUCAGGGUUCAACCUCCUUCUGUUUCUCCUUCACUCAACGACAGUCAGGGUUUGUUUUUAUUUUGACUUAUCCUGUAUUCCUUCCUUUUUUUUCUUUUUUUUUUUAUAGAAAUGAUUUUUUUAUAGCUUUUUGUUACUCAAAACGAGAGGUUUUUAAAAGCAUAAAUGAAGGUGACGAUGUGUUUAUAGCGUUAACGGUGGUGAUGUGUGUGUAUAGCGUUAACGGUGGUGAUGUGUGUAUAGCGUUAACGGUGGUGAUGUGUGUUGUAGGCUGUUUCAGCAUGAUGGAAUCACAUGAAACUGUUUCAACACUGAGAUGAAGACCUACUGUUAACCGGUGAGCUGUAAUAAAAUAUUAACUGAA
Messenger RNA from Oncorhynchus masou masou (cherry salmon), 5817 nucleotides. It is a transcript of the gene dyrk3, whose product is annotated as dual specificity tyrosine phosphorylation regulated kinase 3. Gene Ontology annotation, molecular function: ATP binding; protein serine/threonine kinase activity; protein serine/threonine/tyrosine kinase activity. Gene Ontology annotation, cellular component: cytoskeleton; cytoplasm; nucleus. NCBI's taxonomy places the organism in Eukaryota, Metazoa, Chordata, Actinopteri, Salmoniformes, Salmonidae. The transcript has 6 exons. The record is from RefSeq and is a predicted model, not a curated record. Gene Ontology annotation, biological process: cytoplasmic stress granule disassembly; positive regulation of cell cycle G2/M phase transition; peptidyl-serine phosphorylation. The coding region runs from base 1003 to 2868 and encodes 621 amino acids.